AUGUCUCUAGUUAAGCAUAGACUUCAACUCAGUCUCCAGCUUCCUGUUCCAGAAGUCAAGAUUUCGAAUUUCAUUCCCUUCAUUUAUCUCCAUAAGUCCAUAACGACCGCAAGUCAAGAAGUAUCUAACCUUCUGGACUUCGAAAAGCUCUGCGUUUUGGGCCAUGGUAACUAUGGCACCGUUUACAAGGUGCGCCACAGGCAAACUUCAGCAAUCUAUGCUCUGAAAGUCAUCCGCGGCGACCCUGACGCUAGCCAGCAGCCUUAUCAACCGUCCCAUGAAAUGAAAAUCAUGAUUUCUACCGACUCUCCUUUCAUCAUCAAAUGCCUUGGAGCCUAUGAAUCACUGGCAGGGGAAAAAGCAAUUGUCAUGGAGUACAUGGAUGCAGGAACACUUAGUACGCUUCUUAAAGCUAAUGGCCCUUUCUCCGAAUCCUCGAUUGCCCACAUUGCCUAUCAAGUUCUUAGUGGCCUCAAUUACCUUCAUGCGUUCAAUAUUUUCCACCUGGAUAUUAAGCCUUCAAAUCUGUUGGUUGAUAAAAACAUGAAUGUGAAAAUUGGUGAUUUUGGUGUCAGCAAGAUAAUGAGAGAGAGUGACCCACCUGAAUACUGGGAUAUCUAUGUGGGUACCUUCGCUUACAUGAGCCCGGAAAGAUUGGACUCGAAUAUGUACGAUUCCAGGUUUGUGUCUGCAGCGGAUAUUUGGAGCCUGGGUGUGACUUUAUUGGAGCUUUAUGUGGGUCAUUUCCCAUUUCUCCCACCAGGGGAAAAGCCCAAUUGGAUGCAGCUAGUGUUGAUAACACGUUACGGAGAAGCCCCAAGCUUGCCAAAGGAGGCAUCAGAGGAGUUGAGGAGCUUUUUCAGUUGUUGCUUGCACAAGGAACCCAACAAGAGAUGGACAGCUUUGCAACUUUUGUCACAUCCAUUCAUUUGCGGGAAAGGGAAACUCGAGGAUUAG
Messenger RNA from Theobroma umbraticum, 957 nucleotides. The record is from RefSeq and is a predicted model, not a curated record. Lineage: Eukaryota; Viridiplantae; Streptophyta; Magnoliopsida; Malvales; Malvaceae.